Penicillium olsonii is the source of this 1734-nucleotide messenger RNA. Lineage: Eukaryota; Fungi; Ascomycota; Eurotiomycetes; Eurotiales; Aspergillaceae. The record is from the annotation of a GenBank genome assembly.
AUGUACGACCUGAUAGUAGUUGGUGCGGGAUGGUGCGGGCUCGUCGCCGCCAAAACAUACCUUCAAGUAUGUCCUGACGCUCAAGUUCUCAUUGUGGAUGGUGAUUCCAGUAUUGGUGGCACCUGGAGUGAGGAGCGUCUGUAUCCUCAUCUUGUCGCCGAGGCACAUCACGGGCUUUUCGAGUUCUCGGAUCUUCCAAUGCGCAAGGAGUCUGUGCUCCCAGAUGGAAGAAUCCCAAGCAAAGCUGUCCAUGACUAUCUCGUGGAAUAUGCAACCAAAUUCAAGCUCACUGAGCGCCUGCGCCUCAAUACUUGGAUCGAAAACAUUCGUCGGGACCCAGCGUCUCUAGCAGACGAUGGGAUUGACCACUGGGUGGUCACCGUUGCUGGUACACGCGAGCAGAUUCAAUCCAGGAAGAUCAUUAUCGCGUCCGGGUUGACAUCGGAGCCACUCAUCCCUUCCCUUCCUGGUCGGGAUGAAUUUGAAGGCGAGGUGCUUCAUAGCAAGGCACUCGGUCAUCCGGAAUUCGUCAAUCGGAUUUCAGACCCAUCCCUUCGCCAUGCUGUCGUGUAUGGAGGGUCCAAGUCGGCCUUUGAUGCAGUUCACCUGCUGCUGUGCGCUGGAAAGACGGUGGACUGGGUGAUUCGGGAUGCCGGUGGAGGGCCGUCGAUGAUGACGCCGCUCUCCAUCUUAGGGCAACCAAGUUUCCGGCUCAACAACACUCGCUUCUUCUCUCUCUUCUCCCCACAUCCAUUUGAGUCCCCCAAUGAAUCUUCGUGGUGGCGACGAUCUAUUCAUCAAAGUGCUAGAAGAUGGGCGCAGCUCAUUAUCGUCAUUUUCUGGCGCGUCAUGGCGUAUCUGCUUCAGCGUUCCUGGGGGUAUGAUUCGAGUCCCAACGGGAAACACUUGAAACCUCUUCUGGACUUAGAUAGCCUAUUUUGGAGUCCUGCGACACUGGGGGUCAUGACACACCCGGAGCUGUGGGAUGAGAUUCAUUCUGGAGAGCGAGUGAAGAUACACAGGGACACCAUCACAGGUCUUGGAAGCGGCAAGCGCAUCACAGUGAGCAACGGACGUGAUUUGUCUGCCGAUCUGGUGGUUUGCGCCACUGGCUGGCAUGCUCGACAUUCAUUCUUUGCUCCAGAUGACCAACUGGCCGUAGGGUUGCCGUCCAAGACAUCCUUUGACCCGAAGUCUCAAAAGAAAUGGACGGAUCUUCAGAGUGCAGCGGACUCGAGUAUCUUGAAAGAGCUACCGCUCCUUCAAACAUGUCCGAUUCCCCCAGCUCCCCUCCGGUGUGAAGAUGAUUAUCAUCUCUACCGCUUCAUAGCACCCAGCAGUGAAAACCCAUCCCAUGAGCGGUCCAUAGCAUUUGUCGGGUUUCUUCGCACGGCUGGGGCACCGAUUGUCUACGAGGCUCAGGCUUUAUGGGCAGCUGCCUAUUUGACGGGCUCUUUAAAACUGCCAGAAACAACACAGCGCGAACACCAAGUCGCGCGAAUCAAUGCUUGGAUUCGCCGUCGAUACAUCUGUGGACGCAAAGUUCCAUUCGCGCUAUUUGAUUUCCUGCCGUAUGUCGACAUGCUCUACCAAGACCUGGAAGUCAACUCCCACCGGAAGUCCAAUAUGAUAGCUGAAACAUGUGGUCUCUACCAGCCCCGGGAUUUUCAGGGAGUCGUCUGCGAAUGGUUGGCACGUCAACGAGGAAACGAAACGCGAGUAGAAUCAAAGUAA